Messenger RNA from Bipolaris maydis ATCC 48331, 1534 nucleotides. RefSeq lists its product as uncharacterized. The record is from RefSeq and is a predicted model, not a curated record. Lineage: Eukaryota; Fungi; Ascomycota; Dothideomycetes; Pleosporales; Pleosporaceae.
ACAUUUGUGCGCUCUCCUGGCACUCGCCCUGCCAAAGCCUGUCCUACACUCUCGCAUAAUGGCAAAAUGUAUACAUGUUGUGUCCAAGCUGGAUAAUGCCAGGCAUUCCAUCUUCCACAUCGACCAGGACUCCCCAAGCCUAGCGGCAUCUUCAGUCCGUGUCCAGACAUGGCUUGUUUCCCUCACCUAUAACAACUUGACCUAUGCCCGAUCGGGAACCCCUCUGCACUGGUGGGAUACCUAUCCCGUUCCCGAGGCAAGCCCAGCACCUUUCAACAGUCGGGAAGAAUGGGGCGUCGUGCCAGCUUGGGGCUAUGGCCGCGUUCUCGAAAGCACAAUCGAUGCUAUCGCACCAGGAUCGCUGCUGUGGGGCAUGUUGCCUACUUCAGAGCACACCGUGGACCUUCAACUCGAAGCAAUCGAACCAUCGGGCCAUUGGUCAGAGCGCAGCGCACAGCGAAGUAAGCUCAUGACGAUUUACAACAGCUACGAACAAGUUAGCCAAAGCGAUGCGCAAACCAUGCGCAUAACCGCGCUCUGCAAACCCCUCUGGCAGGGUCCACAUCUGCUCAACACCAGCGCAUUUUCCGCACGACGCAUUCACCCUUUUGGUUUCGGUGCGCCAUGGUCCCAAGAGGACGCCGACUUGUCGUCAUCGGUGGUCGUCAGUAUUUCCGCCUCAAGCAAGACCGGCCGAAGCUUUGGCUGGGAAAUGGCAAGGAAUCGAGAUGCGUCCAAACACGGUCCUCUUGCCUUGAUACAGAUGACAUCAGUCCCCAACACAUUAUCUGAAUACGACUCGUGCUUGCCAAUGAGGGCAGCUGCAUACGACGACACAAGCACCAUGGCAUGGGCCGAACAAUUCAAACCCUCACGGGUCGUCAUUGUUGACUUCGGCGCAUCCGACGCAGUCCUAGAGUCAGUCAGAGCCGCGGCAUCAAAGCUUGCUUCAAACGUCACUGUCGUUGCGAUUGGCUACGAGGCCAAAGUAUAUACCCCAGAGGAGAUCGCAGCCAGGAUGGCAACUGCCAACACAAAGGUCCUGGUCAACACCAGUGGGAUGCGAGAUCGCGUCAUCGAGUCGCAAGGCGCCUUGGAAUUCUCACAGGAGCUAGACAGCACCUGGAAUAGGUGCUUGAAGGAAGAAGCGUUUGCUAGUCUACAGGUAAAGGUUUUGAAUGGUGUUCAGGGAGAACAAGGUAUUGAGGGAGCAUGGACGGCCUUGUGUGAUCGCAAGGUUGCAGCAGACGUCGGUAUGGUAGUUGACUUUUCUACCAGAUAGACUUGGCUGGCAAUGGGACCUUCCACACCUUCGUUUUUUUCCUUCCUUUUUGCAUUUGAAAGGGCAUUACCACAAUAAGUACAAAGGCUCAUAGCCAACUAUAACUCCCUACGGUAAACAGGGUUGAGGUUACCGAGUUUCGGAUAGGCUACACAUUGUGACUUUGAUACUUCGACUUCACAAGACCGUGUGUGUUUAUGAAGGGUAGUUAUUACUGGCUCCUGUUCUUUUCUAUUGCAAUCUCUCUGUUUG